Colletotrichum karsti is the source of this 2148-nucleotide messenger RNA. RefSeq lists its product as uncharacterized. NCBI's taxonomy places the organism in Eukaryota, Fungi, Ascomycota, Sordariomycetes, Glomerellales, Glomerellaceae. The transcript has 3 exons. The record is from RefSeq and is a predicted model, not a curated record.
UUGGCGACUAUCUUCGGUCUGGACUGGAAGGAUAGGAUGUUUGAGGAAGAGGGAAUGGCUCCUCACGCAGUUCAACGGGGCGAAAAGCCCAAGAGACGAGCCGCCCGCCCCGCCAACAUUCAAAUACCGUCAUUUUUCAAGGAACGCGGUGCCGACACCGACGAUGACUACGCCACGCAAGUCAGGAGGGCAGCAGGUGGCAUUUGGGAGAGGGUUGUGAACCCAGGUCACGACUUCGCCGACAGGGUGGAGGCUCGAUCCGGUAGCGACAGCGACAGCGAUAACCCGCAGAGGAAGCAGAAGCUCAAGAACCCUCCUCAGCAACAACAAGAACAACCUUCGAGCCCUGAUACGCCCAAAGCGAAGCCGUCCAAGAACCUUCAGCAGCAGACCCCGCUGCCCGUGGCCACGCUUCGACCUGCGCCAGCAGUACCAGCAGCACCCGCUCGCCCGCAACUAUCCAUUCCACCCGCCAUCGCACUCCCGCAAGUCUCAGCUCCUCCGUUGCGAGUAUCAGCACCGCCCAAGAUCUCGGCUUUACCAGCUGUAUCGGCACCACCCAAGGUAACACCCACUCCCUCGGCUUCCAUUCCGCCGGCCGCCGGGACGCCCGUUGCUCAACCAAAUGUUCCCGUCCAGCGUCCACCUGAGCCCGAGGAGCCACCACCACCGCCUCCCCCUGUUUUGGCACCGGCAGAGCCCGACCCGCCGCCACCACCGCCUCCCGAGGAAGUUCCUCCCCCUCCGCCUUCACCAGGUCAGCCGCCGCCGCCAGAGACGAUGACCGUAACAGCUCCUGCGCGUACCGUCACACUGAUCUCGACGAUGAUGCCUACUGGUAACCCUUCGAAUUAUCCAACGCCUUCAUUACCGCCUCCGGCUCCGCCGCCGAGGACAACUGGCCUGCCCCCUUUGCCGUCUGUGGAGCCAUCUGCACCGAGGAAGGGACUUGAUGGACACACUACGCCUACAGUCACUGCCACUUUGGCAUCAGCAGUCAUUCCAGCUGAGACCAUCUCAGCUCUCCCAGGACAGGCUGGAACGAGCCGUCCCGACAAGGAUGACGGCAGGCCACCACGUAUGAACCCCGAGACAGAGCACGCACUCAUCGCUGUCGGUUCAAUUGGUUCGUUCAUCUUUGCCUGCUUCCUUGGCUGGAUUGUGUGGAGGACGGUCAAGAGAGCCGCCAGGGCCAAGAGAGAUCGGGAUUCCUCAUACCGUGGCGACACCCCGGGAUUCGGAGCAAAGAUUCCCUUCUUCAAGAACCGAUCCGGCGGCGGUGGCUGGGAAAACCUUGACGGAAAUCAGAGCAUUCACCCGUCGCAAUAUGAAAAGGGGCCCAGAGGAACCUUGAGACUGAAUACCGAUGUCUACGGUCCCGACGGAAAGCCAAUGAACUAUGGUCCGGGCUCGGGAUACGGUGCCAGCUACAUGUCACCAGCAGACAACCGGGGCAGUCCCUUGACCGUCAGCCCGACGGGCACACUACAGAUGAGGGCAAACCCCAUGAACGGCCAGAGCAACUACACUAGCCAGGUCGGCACAUAUAACACACAAACGGGCACGUUCGUCAGCCAUGCGCCCAGCCAAUCUCUUACUCACAUCAUCGGACAAUACGGUACUCCUACGGAUCCCAGCAUGACGUUACGUUCAGGUAUGGGGGCUGGAGCAUACUUCAACCAGUCGGAGUUGGCUCGUCAACCGUCGGAUGCGUACGAUCCCAACAGGCGGCAAGUCAACAGAGCCAGCGAGCUGUCAUCGAUUUCGUCCGGCUUCGGUGACGGCGACAUUGUAGUCCCUGGAAUGGCCUUGCAACCGCCUCCUCCCGUGUCCAACCCGUUCCGCGCCUCCCAAAACGGUGGUCACUUCUCAUGGAUGAGCAAGAGCAACCGCGAUACGGUGUAUACCGAGACUAGCGAAGACUUGCCGCCUAGGUUCCGGACGGUCAACAGCUGGGUUAACCAGCAGACAGGCCGUGUGAAGAGAGCGCAGACGCGGCCGGAGACUGAUGAAGACGUGCCUCCCGUUCCCGGACUGCCGGCCGGGACGGGCCAAAACGGUCUCCCCCCCGAACCACAAUUCACCAUGAUGAUGCCGGAUGGCGAGAUACCUCGACGACCUGACCCGGCGCCGUCGACCGCGUCGUAG